GUACGGUUGCAAUACAUGGUCGACCGGCCACCGGUGGAUGUGCGCUUGGUUGGCAGCUUCCGCGCGUACUACCAGCGCAACAACAAGAAGGGCGGACUCAAGAACCUCCGCUGCUUCCCCACCUGCAGCAACGGCGUCCAUAUGCCCACCGGCUUCUGCGGCAGCCCCGUGAUCGUGCAUGUUGCGACCACAACGACGCGCUAUGAUGUGCUCGUCUGCGCCGAGUUUUGCCCGCUCGAUACCAGCACGCUCGAGCCCACCGGUCUCUCACGCCUCCGUGACAUCAAGACCACAGAGCAGCUCACGAGCCUCGCCGCCAAGAACGCAGCUGCCCAUGCGCCGUGGUAUGUGGCCGACAGGAUCGCACCCGGCGAGUACAGCCUCAAUAGUCGCAAGCGCGGGUGGCACUAUGGCUGGACGAGCAACCGGCACAUGGCCGACACCAAGCACGUGCUGUGCGUGUACGUCUUUGAGCGCAACAAGGCGACGCGCGACUGCUGCUUCUGGACGUGCGUCGGCGUCGGGUGGAGUCCUCCGUUCCAACUCUACUGCCGUCGACGAGCCAAGGCACGUGUGGAAGUGUUGGCACUGCGCAGCAUCAGCGUCGAUACGAGCCGCAACGACGGCAGCGUCGAGGCUACACGACACACCCGGAAGCGUCGCCGACCAAGUGCGCCACCGAGGAUACCUGCUGUUGGAUCCCGCGACAAACUCGCGACUUUGGACGACGCCGUUGUCGCUGACCUCGAGGCGCUGCUAAGUCCCACGUAA
Saprolegnia parasitica CBS 223.65 is the source of this 771-nucleotide messenger RNA. RefSeq lists its product as hypothetical. The record is from RefSeq and is a predicted model, not a curated record. The transcript has a single exon. The coding region runs from base 16 to 771 and encodes 251 amino acids. NCBI's taxonomy places the organism in Eukaryota, Oomycota, Saprolegniomycetes, Saprolegniales, Saprolegniaceae.